Messenger RNA from Rhododendron vialii, 1111 nucleotides. Its product is annotated as ATP synthase delta chain, chloroplastic. The record is from RefSeq and is a predicted model, not a curated record. NCBI's taxonomy places the organism in Eukaryota, Viridiplantae, Streptophyta, Magnoliopsida, Ericales, Ericaceae. The transcript has 2 exons. Gene Ontology annotation, cellular component: chloroplast thylakoid membrane. Gene Ontology annotation, biological process: photosynthetic electron transport in photosystem I; photosynthetic electron transport in photosystem II; proton motive force-driven ATP synthesis. Gene Ontology annotation, molecular function: proton-transporting ATP synthase activity, rotational mechanism. The coding region runs from base 151 to 921 and encodes 256 amino acids.
AAGAUAAUCAAUCUCUUCUCCACCGUCCAUCACUCCCCUCUCUUAAAUCUCAACCGUCCAUUUCCACCAAAAUCAAAUUCCCCCCAAUCUCCACCAAAGCCCUCCCCUCUCUCUCUCCUGCCCCUCUCUCCUCUCUCUCUCUCCCCCAAAAUGGCAGCAGCUCUACAACAAUCCCCGAUCACAUUCCACUCCAGACUACCCCUAUCUACUCGAGUAAUCACAGCCAAAUUUCACACCCACAGAGCCACAGGGGCAGCCCCGUUCAACGGCGGCUUCUCGUCCGCCGUUAGAAUCCCCAGGCCGGCCGUUAAAACAGCCGGGAAAAAACCACGGGGCGGCACGUUGAGGGUCAGGGCGGCGGACGUGGCCUCCGAAAGCUACGCCUCCGCGCUGUCCGCGGUGGCGGUUGAAACCGGAACCCUAGAUGCCACCGCCGCCGACGUGGAGAAGGUGGCCAAGCUGUUUUCCGACCCUGAGGCCGCCGAGUUCUUCAAUAACCCUAUCAUCGAGAUCGAGGAGAAACGAGAGGUUGUCGACCAGUUCGCAUCGGAGAACAAACUCCAGCCCCACACCGCGAAUUUCAUCAACAUCCUGAUCGAUAAUGACCGGAUCGAGCUGAUCCAUGAAAUCUUGAGCGAAUUCGAAAUCGCUUACAACAAACUGACUGAUACGGAGGUGGCGGUUGUUUCGUCCGUGGUGAAACUGGAGUCGCAGCACCUGGCCCAGAUCGCAAAGGGAGUGCAGAGACUGACGGGGGCGAAGAACGUAAGGAUCAAGACGGUGAUUGAUCCGUCUCUUCUGGCAGGGUUCACUGUUAGGUAUGGACAUACCGGGUCGAGCAUGAUUGAUAUGAGUGUGAAGAAGCAGUUGGAAGAUAUUGCUGCUCAGCCCGACUUAAUGGACCUUCAAUUUGCUCUCUGAGUUCGUAACACCAUUCUUUUAGUUGCCGUUUUCAGUUGGAGGCUUGUCAUUGUAUUUGUUCAACUGGCAUGUGGUUUUACCAGUAUAUAUAUGUGUCCAGCAAUUCCGAAUUGUUCAAUGUGAAUUUUAAUCUUCUAUUGUUUGGAUAUUUACUUCUAGUGGAGGAAAAUAAUGCAGAAAUUUUGUUUUA